CAAUAUUUGAGUAUUGUAAAGUGAAAGAUGGAAUCCAACUAUUUAACAAUAUUAACAAGCGCUUUAAUUCGAAAACAAUUAAGAAAAUUGACUCCGAUAUUUCUUCUUCUAAUUCGAACAAAGCGAAUGCAAGUAAAGAACUGAAAAAAUUAAACAUAAAUGGUUUAGGUAACAAUAAGGCUACCAGUACCUCCAGAAAAACACUCGCAAAAAUUGGCGCAUGUGUAUAUUUAAACAGUCCUUACGCAAAAUAUUCUACAAGCUCCAAAAAACCUGAAGAUAAUAAGGCCGAAAAACCACCCAAGAAAUCAUCAGAUUCGGCAUUUACUGGAAUAGCACCCAAAUCAGCUGCAGGUGGAGCGAAGGGAAAAAUUAUAGCAGUUAUUGGUGCGGUUGUCGAUGUACAAUUUGAUAAAGAAUUGCCACCAAUUUUAAACGCUCUUGAGGUUCCCGGUCGGAAACCACGUUUGAUUCUUGAGGUGGCACAACAUCUAGGAGAAAAUACAUGUCGUACAAUAGCUAUGGAUGGUACGGAAGGUUUAGUGCGAGGCCAACCUAUCGUAGAUACAGGAGCACCCAUAACAAUUCCCGUCGGUGAGCCUCUUUUAGGUAGAAUAAUUAACGUUAUAGGUGAACCUAUAGAUGAACGUGGACCAAUUCAAACAGAUCAGUUUGCACCAAUUCAUGCAGAUGCACCUCCGUUUGUAGAAAUGUCAGUUGAACAAGAAAUUCUUGUCACUGGUAUAAAAGUAGUCGAUUUAUUAGCGCCAUAUGUCAAAGGUGGUAAGAUUGGACUAUUUGGUGGUGCAGGUGUGGGUAAAACAGUGCUCAUUAUGGAACUUAUUAACAACGUUGCCAAAGCACAUGGUGGAUUUUCUGUAUUUGCUGGUGUAGGAGAACGCACGCGUGAAGGUAACGAUUUGUAUAAUGAGAUGAAAGUUGGUGGGGUAAUUAAAGAUGACUAUAAACAGUCUAAGGUAGCUUUAGUUUAUGGGCAGAUGAAUGAACCGCCUGGAGCAAGGGCUCGUGUUGCUUUAACAGGGUUGACAUUAGCUGAGCAUUUUAGAGACAAAGAGGGCCAAGAUGUUUUGUUAUUCGUGGACAAUAUCUUCAGAUUUACCCAAGCUGGUUCUGAAGUAUCAGCUUUACUUGGUCGUAUUCCGUCUGCAGUAGGCUAUCAACCAACGCUAGCUACUGACAUGGGUACGAUGCAAGAGCGAAUAACAACAACAACAACGGGCUCUAUUACAAGUGUACAGGCUGUUUAUGUCCCAGCUGAUGAUUUAACUGAUCCUGCUCCAGCGACUACAUUCGCUCAUUUGGACGCUACGACGGUACUAUCGCGCGCCAUUGCUGAAUUGGGAGUAUAUCCAGCUGUUGAUCCCUUGGAUUCUACAUCGAGAGUCAUGGACCCAAAUAUAAUCGGCCCUGAACACUAUGGAGUUGCGAGAGGAGUCCAGAAAAUAUUACAAGAUUACAAGUCGUUACAAGAUAUUAUUGCUAUAUUAGGUAUGGAUGAAUUAUCCGAAGACGAUAAGCUUACAGUAGCUCGUGCUCGUAAAAUCCAACGAUUUCUUUCUCAGCCUUUCCAAGUAGCUGAAGUUUUCACUGGCCAUGUUGGCAAAAUGGUUAAAUUAGAAGAAACAAUUAAAGGGUUUAAAAGAAUUUUAGGUGGAGAACUGGAUCACAUUCCAGAAGCAGCUUUUUACAUGGUGGGCACUAUUGAAGAUGUUAUUGCGAAAUCGCAAUCCUUAGCGAAGUCCUAAAAAUCGUGCA
Colias croceus (clouded yellow) is the source of this 1776-nucleotide messenger RNA. RefSeq names its product ATP synthase subunit beta, mitochondrial-like. The coding region runs from base 522 to 1766 and encodes 414 amino acids. Gene Ontology annotation, biological process: proton motive force-driven mitochondrial ATP synthesis. The transcript has a single exon. NCBI's taxonomy places the organism in Eukaryota, Metazoa, Arthropoda, Insecta, Lepidoptera, Pieridae. Gene Ontology annotation, molecular function: ATP hydrolysis activity; proton-transporting ATP synthase activity, rotational mechanism; ATP binding. The record is from RefSeq and is a predicted model, not a curated record.